This is a messenger RNA of Eufriesea mexicana, 1422 nucleotides long. RefSeq names its product sodium/potassium-transporting ATPase subunit beta-2. Bases 221 to 1189 code for a protein of 322 amino acids. The transcript has 6 exons. Gene Ontology annotation, cellular component: sodium:potassium-exchanging ATPase complex. Gene Ontology annotation, molecular function: ATPase activator activity. Gene Ontology annotation, biological process: potassium ion import across plasma membrane; sodium ion export across plasma membrane; intracellular potassium ion homeostasis. The record is from RefSeq and is a predicted model, not a curated record. Lineage: Eukaryota; Metazoa; Arthropoda; Insecta; Hymenoptera; Apidae.
GUUUAGUCAACCUGGUGGCGCUGGACAACCAACUGUCGGCAGCGGAGAAGCUGUUAGCCGACUUCGAGGAACUCACGGUUUCGGUGCAGGGAAUCUGCAGUGCCGUCGGUCGUGUUGUUCCACGUUUACAUUCGAUUGUUUCCGUGCGUUUGCCACAUUAAAAUCUCGAUACGUGAUCAGUGCGUAAUUCCAAUAGAGAAAAUUAUUCCUUGGAAACACAAUGGUCAGCAAGGAUUCGAAAGUCGUCACCCCGGAGAUGACAAAUCCCUAUCUCAAACCACCGAGUAUGUCAACCAGCCAGUCUCUAAAGACUUUUCUUUACAACCGUGAGACGGGUGCCUUUUUAGGCAGAACAGCCAGUAGCUGGGGAAAAAUAGGAUUGUUCUAUUUGAUAUUCUACGGGGUGCUGGCUGCACUGGUUGCAAUUUGCUUCUGGGGUUUCUUUCAAACGUUAGAUCCAAGGAUACCGAGGUGGCAAUUAGAACGUUCAAUAAUCGGAACAAACCCUGGAUUAGGAUUUAGGCCACGUCCACCAAUAGAGAAUGUAGAAAGCACGUUAAUUUGGUACAGAGGAACCGAUAGCGAGAACUUCAAAUACUGGAUUGACUCUCUAGAGUCGUUUUUAGAAGAUUACAUAACGCCAGGUUCGGUUCCCGGUGUUGGUGCAAACAUUAAUAAAUGUGAUUAUAAUCAGCCGCCGCCCCCUGGGAAAGUCUGUGAUGUUGAUGUUAAAAACUGGUACCCUUGUACUAAAGAGAAUAAAUAUAAUUACCACAAAUCUGCUCCAUGUAUAUUUCUCAAACUUAACAAGAUAUAUGGUUGGAAACCAGAAUUUCACAACGACACAAAAUCGUUACCCAAAAAUAUGCCAAUCGAUCUCAAAGAGCAUAUUAACAGUUUAAAUAAUUCGCGGGAGCUUGAUACCGUUUGGGUAUCUUGUGAAGGAGAAAAUCCUGCAGACCAAGAAAACAUAGGACCACUUGAAUAUAUUCCACGAAGAGGAUUCCCUGGUUAUUUUUAUCCCUUUGAAAAUUCGGAGGGUUACCUUAGUCCGUUGAUAGCUGUUCAUUUCGUCCGACCUCGCACUGGAAUUUUAAUAAACGUAGAGUGCAAGGCAUGGGCGAGAAAUAUAAAACACAGCCGUCACGACAAAAUGGGCGUAGUCCAUUUCGAAUUGAUGAUAGAUUAACGUUGUCUAUAUACUUUUCUCUGACCUCUCCUUUGUUAGCGUACAGAAAUUCAAUGCGAAUCUCACGUUUUCUAACUCUUCCACAUAGCUGAAUACAUUUAAACCGACUCAUGAAGCCAUCAGAAAUCGAUGAUCGCUGCCAAAAUGUGGAAGAAACUUUUGUCAAGUACAAAGUUAAAAGGAUUUUUGAUGUUUGUACCAUCAAAAAUCUCACUUUUAUUAAAUUUCUACGC